Debaryomyces hansenii CBS767 is the source of this 1713-nucleotide messenger RNA. Its product is annotated as transcription factor TFIIIC subunit. The record is from RefSeq and is a predicted model, not a curated record. Bases 1 to 1713 code for a protein of 570 amino acids. Lineage: Eukaryota; Fungi; Ascomycota; Pichiomycetes; Serinales; Debaryomycetaceae. Gene Ontology annotation, cellular component: transcription factor TFIIIC complex. The transcript has a single exon. Gene Ontology annotation, biological process: transcription by RNA polymerase III.
AUGGAGAUAACCACUCCAGCGAGAGCUGCCACUGCUAAUGGUAACUCUACUAAACAACUGAUGAGAGAUAUUUCUUUUAAGCCUAGAUUUCGAUACAAUUAUGGAUUCGAUGAGAAGUUCUAUGACUAUGCAUUAAAAUACAAGGAUGCAUGGCAGGAUAAACUAUUUUAUGUGGAUGAAGAUGCGAUGAUUGACGAAUUUAGAACAGGCGACUUGAAGAUUAAACAAUUUCCGACAAUUGAUACGAAUAGGUUGAAAAUGAGUGAUAUCAAGCUGAAAAACCUCAGUGAAGCCGAAAUCAAUUCACAAUUCGGUCUCAAUAAAGAUUUGUUACGAUUGUGUGUCGUGAGAGAUAAAGCGAAGAAAGAAACAAAGUUGCAAUUCGGUGAAAGUAUUGACUUGAACUCAUCCUUGAAAAGAAACGGAUUGGCAUUGAAUACUGGUGGACAUGUAACUUCGAUGAGUUGGUUGCCACAAAAGUUUAACGAAAAUGGUGCAAGAUACCAAUAUUUGGCUGUUUCUGUCAUUAAUAAUGCUAAUGGCUUGAAAGAUACCAUAAAUAACCCCCAAUUAAGCGUCUUUCAUAACUCAGCGGGUAAGGAUUCUUAUAAUGUUAAAUCAGCAAUACAAAUAUGGCAAUACGAUCUAAUAGAGAACAAAUUUGAAUUGUAUAAAUUUCUUAUAACGACUUCAAUUGGCGUUUGCUCACGUUUGACAUGGACUCCAAUAUAUAUUGGCGGAAAUACAGAUAUACUAGGUGUAUUAUGUGGUACAUUUACUGACGGUAAAUUACAUCUACUUAAAAUUAAACAGAAUACCAAGGAUACCCCAGAAUUAUCGAAGCUAAUGAAAUCUUCGCUUUAUUACGAAAUAAAAGAUCCAAGAGGGAAUAAUGAUGAAGACACUGUGGGCAUAACAUGUUUUGACUUUUUAAAUCACGAGAAAGUAAUCGUUGGACUGUCCGUAGGAUCAAUAGCUGAAUUCAUUUUACCCUAUUAUACAUCCGAGAUAGACGAUACCACCGAAGAAAAUGACAUAAACCAACCCUCAUUUGUUCAAACAAUUUCAGAAACACCAUUGACUUCCAUUUCAAUUGCUAACCCAGGUGAACUGAGCUACUUUAUUCUUAUAAAUACGUCAGGUAGUCAGAGCUUUGCCCUCGAAUAUGGUAACUUUCAACAAGGGAGAAUAGAAUCUUAUCCGACUAAUACUUUAUUAAAGCCAAUUUACAAUCAUAAUUUAAAAGUUUUUCUUCUAUCGGAUGCUUGGGAUAGUAUAGGUUAUAAUUUUGUCAGACAUCCACAAGAAAAGCCAAGUUCGGUACUAAAACUUGAUGGAGUCGUUUCCUCGUUCCACUCAUCUGAAGUAACUGGACAUCCUCUCAACAUUAGUGGGACAACGUUUGGCGAGAUUCAUAUCGUUAAUAUAUCGAGAAAGAUUCUUAAUGGUGCAAAAGCAACAAAUAAGCUAUUGAUACCGCUAAGGUUGUGGAAAUUACAAUUAAAUUCUGAUAAAAAAACUUUGGAGUUGUCGGGUGACUACGAAAUUGUACAGACUGACAAGUCAACAAAAAUCAGUGUAACUCCACCUGAUGUAAUAAUAUCGUCUCUAGCAUGGAAUGAGAAUUUGAAUGGUAGCUCAAUUUAUACUGCCGCUACGGUAACUGGGUUAUUAAUAUUGGAAAGAUUAGAUCCUAAAUAUAAUAAUAAUUAA